Molecule: messenger RNA, 1829 nt
Organism: Manihot esculenta (cassava)
Lineage: Eukaryota; Viridiplantae; Streptophyta; Magnoliopsida; Malpighiales; Euphorbiaceae
Product: protein DETOXIFICATION 24-like
Exons: 10
Coding region: 1-1725 (574 amino acids)
Biological process (GO): xenobiotic detoxification by transmembrane export across the plasma membrane
Cellular component (GO): membrane
Molecular function (GO): antiporter activity; xenobiotic transmembrane transporter activity
Source: RefSeq, a predicted model, not a curated record
AUGGAAGUAGAGAAGCCUCCAGGAAAAGCAGCAAACAGCGAUUUGAAAGACAGGGUUUGGAUUGAAUCAAAGAAUCUCUGGUGGAUUGCAUUUCCUUCUAUGUUAACAAAGGUUACUCAUUUUGGAACCAUCCAGAAGUUCUUACAGACUCCGCCCAAAAACAUGAUUGUCGGGUGGCUUUCUGCUAUUUCAUUUGUUCUUCAUUUGCUUCUGUCAUGGAUUUUUGUUGUUAAACUAAACCUGGGAAUUCCUGGUGCAAUGGGUUCGAUUAUUUUCACAAGUUGGUGUGAUGCUUUGGUAAGGCUAAGAAAAUUCCACCUCUUGAAUGUUUCCAAUUACUACUACAAUGUAAUAAAUCCAGUUUCUGCAUGGGUUUCUUUCAAUAGCUUGGAGUUAUGGUACUAUGCUGUCUUAGUCCUGCUGGCUGGAUACAUGAAAAAUGUCAAAACUGCUACAUCAGCCUUUUCAAUUUGGACAAUGUCUGUACAGUGUCGACGUCACAGCUUGGGAUUUUAUGCUGUGUCUAGGCUUCCUGUCUGCUACCAGGAAGAGAGGCUUCUUGCUAAAUCAGAAUCUAGUGAUUUGAAAGAGAAGUUUUGGGAGGAAUCAAAGCAGCUCUGGAAAAUUGCAUUUCCUGCAAUUGUGUCAAGGGUGGCUCUCUUUGGCAUCUAUGUGGUAACACAGGCAUUUAUUGGACAUAUAGGGAAACUAGAACUUGCAGCUUAUGCAAUUGUCCAAAUUAUGGCCAUAAGAUUUGCACAUGGCAUCCUGCUAGGCAUGACUAGUGCUAUAGAUACUCUCUGUGGCCAAGCAUUUGGAGCAAAACAAUAUCACAUGCUGGGUAUCUACCUGCAAAGAUCAUUGAUCAUCAAUCUGGGCACGGCCACGGUUCUGCUUCCUGCCUUCAUCUUCUCAGAGUUCAUCUUCAAGCUACUGGUUGAACAAGAAGAUAUCGCUAAACUUGGUGGAUAUAUAUCCCUGUGGUUCAUUCCAAUCCUCUACUUUUUGGCAUUACAUAUAACCAUCCAGAAGUAUUUACAAGCACAGCUCAAAAACUCCAUUGUUGGCUGGGUUUCUGCACUCUCAUUUUUGCUUCAUCUGGUACUGUCAUGGAUCUUUGUGAGCAAACUGAGCUUGGGGAUUCCUGGAGCAAUGAUUGCAAUGAUAGCAUCAACAUGGUUGAUUUUAGUUGGAGAGUUUGUGUAUGUUAUAGGGGGGUGGUGUCCUGAUACUUGGAAGGGAUUCACUUUGGCUGCCUUCUCUAAUCUGUUUCCUGUGUUGAAGCUAUCAUUAUCCUCAGGUCUCAUGCUUUGCUUGGAGUUAUGGUACAAUGCUCCCGCUGUUUUAGUACUAUUGGCAGGAUACAUGAAAAAUGCCACAACUGAAAUAGCCGCCUUCUCUAUUUGCCUCAAUGUCACAGCUUGGGAUUUCAUGAUCUGCGUUGGCUUUUGGGCAGCUAUCAGUGUGCGGGUAGCAAAUGAAUUGGGAAGAGGGAAUGCUAGGGCUGCAAAUCUUUCUGUGAAAGUGGCUGUCAGUACUUCAGUUUCCAUAGGAGUAUUCUUCUGGAUUUUGUGCUUGGCAUUUGGACGUCAAAUUGCCUACUUGUUUACAAAUGAGAAGGAAGUUGCAGACGCUGUUUCAAGCCUCUCUUUCCUACUUGCUUUCUCAGUUCUUCUUAAUAGUUUCCAAGCAGUAUUCUCAGGUAAAUAUGCUCUUCAGUUUUAAUGUUUCAUUCACAUUGAAUUUAUUUUGGUUUUUACAUUUUGGGAAUUUUUAUUUUAAAUCGAAUUUGUAUAUUAAUACAUUUCUUUUUUUUUUUAUUCCUUGAC